ACAGGCACUCUGCAGAUGCAGAUACUGAUACUGAUGCCAUCCCCGGACAGACGAAAAAAACUUUCCUUGUCAGUUAUCCAUCCUCCCUCUUCUGCUCUUGUCUCCCUCCAGGCGAAGAUUGUGCGGAGAGACUAGAAAAGCUGGAUACCGUUUCCAUCACGGCCAGUAGAGUGUCCUUCUACCACUGGCGCGGUGCACUGAGACAAUUCCGUCCACGGACGGUGCAAUCCGCGCCCCUCGGCCUCCAUCUCCACCAGACCAACACCAACCCUAACUUGACGACCUCUCUCCCUCCGUACAGCAGGGUAAAUAGGUAAUCUCCCCUUCUUCGUCUCCGAUCGACACUCCCUCUCCGUUUCACACUAUUCCUCUCGCUCCCUGGGAUUGCCGGAUCUGGUGUAGGACUUCGAUUCCUGAGUUCAACAAGCGCUUGGCCACGGGGCCGUCCCGGCGAAGAGAGGACUUCUUCCCCUGGGAACAAGCUCUGGUAGCAUUGAACCCACAAGCCGUCUUCUAUCCGCCGUCAGAGACCCAUUAACUUGGUGUCUUGCAUUUCAAACACCCAUGACUGCUCUCCACCAGCAUCCAAGCUUUCGGUCGCCUUUAUCCGCAAUAUUCACCAACCUCGAGGAUCAACAUAGGCAGUGUCAAUUAUCCCGCGAUGAGGCGCGGUGCCUGAUCAUAUCAACCUAAACCUGGGACCCUAUAGUCAUGGACAGCCGGUCCACCAGAUAUCGAUCGCUCGACUCCAAGGCUGCCGUGGCAUCUUCCCUGACACGGGAUAGACAUAACUCAGCGCCCAACGUUGACAGCCGACGGAAAGAUCAGCAUUCCCGCCGCCCAUCAGCCACUUCCAGACCCUCUGAUGCCGGUCAUCGCGGCUCCAAGUCCCGUUCUCGCGGAGCCACACUAGCAUCGCCGGAGCGAAAGCCCACAGCAAGGCAGUCCGGUCGACAGUCUUCCUCAGAUUUGUCACCUGAGUCCAGGCUAGCCACUAAGCCACCUAAAAGUGACCUCAAGCCGUCAAUCAAUCUUGUGGUGAUUGGCCCUCAUAAUUGCGGCAAAAGCUCCUUUAUUCGAAGUGUAGUACCCGAAGAAGGUUCUUCGUCUUCCACAUUGAUAACUGUCAAGAACCAGUCAUAUCGUGUACAAUUCAUCGAACUUGCGCUCGAGGAUGUCGACUACAAUAGCAGCCGGAGGAUAGAAUGGCCUUCCUUCUGGAAGGGUACAGCGUAUCCGCAGGUGGACGGAGUAUUUUGUCUCUACGACGUUUCCGAUAAGGAAAGCGUCGCUGACAUCCCUACAGCUUUGACAUCUAUGACAAACAGUGGACUGCCUUGUAUGCUGCUUGCUUCCAAGUGCGACGUGAAGCAGGACUCUCGUCAAAUCGACCCGAAGUUUCAUGAGCAAAUCCGCCGUAAUCUCGCCAACGUUGCGAUUGCGGAGAUAUCUAGUACAUCCCCAGAGAGUGCGAAACUCUGCCUGCUGGCCAUGCUGGACCGGGUUGUGACUUCUAACCGAGUUCUAUCGAGCGCCGCACAUGCCGUUGCCCCAGCUGGGGCUUCCCAACGAGUUGCCUCUCGGGAUCACUCGCCGAAGAAAAGCAGAAGUCGCAGCCGGUCGAACAGCCGCUUGCAGACGUCGAAAUCGAAAGAGUUCCUCCUGAACCUCUCGACCCGGCCAGCUGUCAUUGAGUCGGCCGACGAAGAAAGCGAAGCGUCGCCUGUGGAAGAUGUAGGCUCAAAUGGUAGAAGGACGAAGCUACGAUUGGACACUUCAGCAGCUUCCAGGUCCCAAGGUCGACCUACAGAACCUCACACACCUGUCUCAUCCGGUGACUAUACUAACAAAAUCACAUCACCUACGGGGCCUUCGACCUCGGUCGUCCCCGAAACCCCAGACUCUUACUAUGUGAAGUCUAUGCUCCGUCCAGCUGAAACCCCCGAUAAUCGAGCCUAUCAGACAUUCCUUAAUAUGGAGGAGGAUCCGAGCGACCCCUCCCCACGUACGGAAGUUGACGACUCGAAGCCCUUCGGAAAUGCAUUGGCAAAAUUGUCGCUUGAUGAGAACAAACAAGAGUCUGGCGUACACUUCAAGGAGCUUGUCGAAAGACUGCUGAUGCUUCCGGCUAACAAAGCACAGUCGAAAUUUGUGCCCUCUUUCCUCUGUCUGUACCGCGCAUUUGCGACUCCUCAACAACUACUCGUUGCCAUCAUCGACCAGUUCAUGAAGCUUGAGCAGAGCAAAAUGGUCCAUUUCACCAAGGUCGCCGAGAUGCUUCGGUACCUUCAAGUGCUGGGUCAGUGGACCGCCAACUAUCCUGGUGACUUUGCCCCAGGCCCAGCUCGUGACAUUGCCGUUCCCUUUGUGCAAAGUAUCGAAAAGAGCAAAGUGUUUGCCCCGGCUGCACGCGAGAUCAGCAAUAAUCUAGACACCAUGAUCCCGGAUGAAGACGCGGACUGGGCGUAUUCUGACAGCACCAGCACACCGAGCGGUAAAAGUAAAAAGGCCGCGACACCUCUACCGUCGACGAAGAACGAAAAACUUGCUCAGGCGAGCCAGAGAUCUCAUAAAGACGAUACCGACAGUGGAGACGAUGGUGACUCGUCCGCACCAGAGUCAAAUGCGCUGUCGUCUUCCUCGAGCCUGAUCAAGUCCAGCAACACAUCGAGCCAAUCGUAUACCAAUUACAUGCAAUUGCAGAAUGCGAAAAUCCAAGCCGAGAAGUACAAGGUGAUACCUCAUAUUCGUCUGAGCAAGCUGCAAUGGCACCAAUUCAUGGAGACUCCGGUCGAAGAGACCGCCCUCGAAAUCACCCGCAUUGACUGGACCAUGCUUUCUGCCAUCAGGCCGCGGGACUUUGUCCGACAUGUGUCUCUCUCUGCUAAAGAUAAGAGGAAGUCUCGCGGGUCCGACAAUAUCACUGCCAUGGUGAAACAUUUCAAUCAUCUUGCAUUGUUUGUUUCUGGUAUGAUAUUGCUGCGAGAUAAACCGAAACACCGAGCGAGAGCCCUGGAAAAAUUCAUGGCAUUGGCGUGGAAAGUACGGCAACUGAACAACUACAAUUCUUUGGGUGCAAUAGUGGCAGGCAUCACCGGUCAUGAAGUCGCUCGUCUUGCUGCUACACACGAACUGAUAUCGCCUGAAGUGCACAAGCAGUUCCUUCGUUUGACGAUUCUGAUGGGCCUCUCGAAAUCGCACGCUGCGUAUCGAAUGGCUUGGGAGAAUUCGGCGCAUGAGCGGAUCCCUUUCCUACCGCUGGUGCGUCAAGAUCUUACCAUGGCCGCUUCGGCGAACCCGACAUUCAUUGGCGCCAACAUCAAUUGGAAGAAGUUUGAGAUCAUGGGUGAGGUGAUUGUCGGACUCCAGAGGUGUCUAGAGGAGCCGUAUACCUUUCCGCCACGAACCUCGCGCACUGAGGAGACCAUUAAGAUGAUCUUGGAGACAAAGAUUGUCGAAGAAAGCGAGGACUCUGCGGACCCGCGCAGCGAAUUAUACGAUCGAAGUGUACAGGUUGAGCCACAAGCUGUCGUUGAUACAAAGAAGAAGUUUGACUGGUUACGACGUUGAUGACACAAAAUUUAGCGUUGGAUUGGAUGAGAAAAACAAUAUACCAACCUUGUGGAAUUAGAAAAAGGAUUAGAAUCAAGGAAAAUGGUCCCUCGAGGGAUAGAAGACCAGCUCUUGUUUGGAGAUUUGGUCGAAAAGUGUGCUCGACAUGAUUGGUGUCGAGCAUGUUACGGGUCAUGAUUUACGACAAUAAAAGAUGUAUGGGUGACAUGUUUGGACAACUGAAGAUUUCGGCGGUUCACUGGGGUUGAGAAAGAAUCGAUGCGUUUGAGUUUUAAGGUUUGCGUCGCCUCUUGCAGGUGUCUUUGCUCUAGCCGGGGCAAAAAGUCUGGAAGAUACAACAGUAUUUGAAGAAGGUGCCAAUUGCCUGUUAUCCAUGCCUCAAAGAUCUAGUUGCGAGCGUAUCAAGUCUAAUACCCAGGAGAUUUGCGACGGACAUCUAGGAUACCAUAGGAUUGUAACGAGCUGGUCUGGCAGGUUGAUUUGCGCAACUACAGUACCCACGGUAGCUGCUUACCUUUGCAUGGAUCCCAGUGUGAACACUGCAUCUGUUUGAGAGAUGAACUCGAAUACUCGGCCUAGUGAAGGUGACUUUUUGACAGUUUUCUAGCUCACCAACGUACAUAUAUACUCACAACGACACCUAGAACGUGAACCACUGGCCCUGCAAGAACAGAACACCACAUCAAUCAUCAGCUCUACUAUUCAUUGUG
Messenger RNA from Exophiala dermatitidis NIH/UT8656, 4283 nucleotides. RefSeq names its product rap guanine nucleotide exchange factor (GEF) 4. Gene Ontology annotation, cellular component: plasma membrane. The coding region runs from base 712 to 3570 and encodes 952 amino acids. Gene Ontology annotation, biological process: positive regulation of GTPase activity; Ras protein signal transduction. NCBI's taxonomy places the organism in Eukaryota, Fungi, Ascomycota, Eurotiomycetes, Chaetothyriales, Herpotrichiellaceae. The transcript is spliced from 5 exons. The record is from RefSeq and is a predicted model, not a curated record. Gene Ontology annotation, molecular function: guanyl-nucleotide exchange factor activity; GTPase activity; GTP binding.